UUAAUCGUGGCACACGAGGCUAAUUCAAGAACGCUAACCGACUAGCAAGCUAAUUUUUGGAUUAAAUCGUUCUGUAUACCUUGGAUCUAGCGAUGCGGUUUCCAUUCCACCGUGGGAUACACCAAGUCGGAGACAGUGGCCCCACGAAGAAAUGAAGUCUCUGACCCCGUGGCUUUCAUCUCAGCAAAGAUUCUGUUGGGUUUGCCUGGUCAUCAUCACCAGUCUGUCUGUACUGAUAUGGUACAAUCAUAUUGCCAGACUGGGUGGAGUUACCGUCACUGCCAAUGUGGGACUCUAUGGGUACGUCAGGAUCACAUCUGGAAACACGGAGGAGUUCCUGAAUAUCCACUGUAAGCAGUGUGCUUUAGUGUCUAGCUCGGGCCAGAUGCUGAAAGCUGGCAAGGGGGAGGAGAUAGACCAUUUGGACUGUGUGAUCCGCAUGAACAAUGCCCCAACGGAGGGAUACGAACACGACGUGGGGAGCAGGACCAGCCUCCGGGUGGUGUCCCACACCAGCGUGCCACUACUGCUCAAGAAUGAGACCUACUACUUUCGGCAGUCGGCAGACACUGUGUAUGUCGUGUGGGGGCCAGAGAGGAACAUGCGUCAGGAUGGCAAGGGGCAGAUUUUCAAUAUUCUCCUGAAAGUGGCCAGGAAGUAUCCCAGCGUUAAAAUCUAUGCGGUGACCAGAGAGAAGAUUCAGUAUUGCGAUCGGCUCUUCCAGAAUGAAACGGGAAAAAACAGAAUGCAGUCGGGGGCCUUCCUGAGCACUGGCUUCUUCACCAUGGUGCUGGCAAUGGAUAUGUGUGACAGCAUUAAGGUGUAUGGGAUGAUCACUGAUGAUUACUGCAGCCAGGCAAAUCACACGGCAGUGCCGUACCACUACUAUGAGCGGGGCCGGAUGGAUGAAUGCCGCAUGUACCAUGUCCACGAGAGGGCACGACGUGGCGGCCACCGCUUCAUCACAGAGAAGGCCAUUUAUGCCAGGUGGGCCUCACACAAAAAAAUGGAGUUCAAACACCCCUCCUGGACAGAACGUGGAAACAUUUCCUGAACACAUUCCUUGCUUUUUUAGACUAUCAACACUACUUAACAAUGGAAUUUCUAUGCAACAUGUUCUAGAAGUGUCAUUAGUCUGCAUGAAACCAAGCUUUCAAAAGCUUUAAACAGGGUUGUAAAAAGGAGGGAUUCAUGCUUCAAAGUUAGCAAAAUCUCUGUUACCUAUUGAUUCUGCCAGAUUUAUUGUUGGAACACUUCAGGGGAAGAAGCUUGUUCUUUGGUACAAUGGCAGUAUUACCUGAUAUUUGAAUCUGUGACCUUCAGGUUUCAAGUCCAAUACUUUUAACCACUACUCUGCAUCACAGACUAAGAAAAUCUAAAUUACUUCCUGCAAAGUGUGAUGUCACAGCUGAGUUUGGUAAAAAAAAAUCCCUUCUAGGUGGACCUCAGCUGUGGGUAUACAGCAUUGUGUUUGGCCACCCAUUCCCCAUAUGAACUACACAGGGUGAGGUUCAGAGCUCCUACAACAUAUCAUGUUACAGGGCACACCCACCCAAACCUUUCAGACAGCAAAGCACCAUUAUGUGCGGUGCUCGGUUAUAAUGCCAAGCUUUUUGUGUAAUGUGUCAGCAUUCACCCAAAGAGAGAUUAAAAAAUGGUUGCACUUUAAAACUGCCAAGUUAUAAUGGAAACAAUAAGGUGUAUUAUUAAUGCAGAUCUGAUAGCAUUUCUCAUCACUUGUUUUUGGGUCUGCUCACCUCCAGAAAUUGAGUUGGUUUAAGUCAACAUCAAAUUUGGUAGAUUGCUUUUUCAAGAGUGCACUGGAAAUGUAUUUAGGCAUUACAGUUGAAAAGUGGCUGAAAUUUGAUAUGGGAGCAUAUCAAAUCUGUUUACCAGCAAACAGUAAUGACAAAGUGUGGUAUUAAAACUGUUACAUUAUAUAAAUAUGA
Molecule: messenger RNA, 1949 nt
Organism: Megalops cyprinoides (Indo-Pacific tarpon)
Lineage: Eukaryota; Metazoa; Chordata; Actinopteri; Elopiformes; Megalopidae
Gene: st6galnac4
Product: ST6 (alpha-N-acetyl-neuraminyl-2,3-beta-galactosyl-1,3)-N-acetylgalactosaminide alpha-2,6-sialyltransferase 4
Exons: 6
Coding region: 152-1054 (300 amino acids)
Biological process (GO): ganglioside biosynthetic process; oligosaccharide metabolic process
Molecular function (GO): alpha-N-acetylgalactosaminide alpha-2,6-sialyltransferase activity
Source: RefSeq, a predicted model, not a curated record